Molecule: messenger RNA, 1005 nt
Organism: Acanthisitta chloris (rifleman)
Lineage: Eukaryota; Metazoa; Chordata; Aves; Passeriformes; Acanthisittidae
Gene: P2RY14
Product: purinergic receptor P2Y, G-protein coupled, 14
Biological process (GO): G protein-coupled receptor signaling pathway
Cellular component (GO): membrane
Molecular function (GO): G protein-coupled purinergic nucleotide receptor activity
Source: RefSeq, a predicted model, not a curated record
AUGUUCAACUCCAGCACAAACUCCUUGGGAAACAACUGCAGCUACAACAAAGUGAUAACAACGAGAGUCAUUCCCCUGCUCUACAGCUUCAUCUUCCUGGCAGGGUUCUCGCUGAAUGUCGUGGCAGCCUGGGUCUUUCUGCACGUCUCCAGCACAAAGAGUUUCAUUGUCUAUCUCAAAAACAUCGUCGUGGCCGAUCUCCUCAUGAGCCUGACCUUUCCUUUCAAAAUCUUUGCCGACUCAGGACUUGCAUCUCCAGAGCUGAACCUAUUUGUGUGCAGAUACUCCGCGGUCGUGUUCUACACGAGCAUGUACAUUGGGAUCACCUUUUUUGGCCUCAUUGGGUUUGACAGAUACUACAAAAUUGUAAAGCCUUUGUUCACCUCCUUUUUCCAUACAGUUAACUACAGCAAGGUGAUAUCUGUAGUCAUAUGGCUACUGUUAGGGCUGAUAUCAUUCCCAAAUAUGAUUUUAACUAAUGAAAUCACUAAAGACAGUGAUCCCAUGGAAUGUAUGGGCCUUAAAAGUGAGCUCGGGAAAAAAUGGCAUGAAGCAUCAAGUUACAUUAGCAUAGGGAUUUUCUGGGUUGUCUUUUUCCUAUUAAUUUUAUUUUACACUUCCAUAUCUAAAAAAAUAUAUAGCUCUUACAAAAAGUUCCGGAGGAACUCAGAUGUGGCCAGGAGGAAAACCAGCCGGAACAUAUUCAGCAUCAUGUUUGUGUUUGUCGCCUGCUUUGUGCCCUACCACCUCUGCAGGGCCCCCUACACCGUGAGCCAGACUGGCUCCAAGUUCUCCUGCCAGACCCAGAAAUCGCUGUUCUAUGCCAAGGAGUUCACUCUGAUAUUCUCUGCUGCCAACGUCUGCCUUGACCCCAUCAUUUAUUUCUUCCUCUGCAUCCCCUUUAGAGAAAAGCUGUACCAAAAACUGCAUCUCUAGCUUCACGUGAGUGAAAUUUCUAAAUCCAGGAGAUCAAAGACACUUCAGAAAAGCAUAAACACCAUGUAG